UACCUGGCCAUCAGCGCUAGGCGGCGAGAGAGGUCGACCGAGCAGACUGCAGGUCCUAGCAGUUGCGGUAGGUUUCGACAGCCUGGCAAGUCCUUCGGCGUGAUGUAACAACUCUUCGGCCGCGGUGUUGUGGUUCGGUGCAUCAGUAUUUAGGAAGUGUCAAUGGCGAAACGAGCUUCAGUGCCAAAGAAUCAGAAGAAUCGAGGACAGGAACCCUUCCGCAGCCAUGAAAGCUAAGGAGACUAAACAAAAUGACUUGUCCGCUGACCCUGCGUGCGCCACUUAUAUCAACUGUGGCGAAGAAGAUCAAAUGGAAGUGUACGGGUACACGUGGAGUCGUUUCCGGUCAGUUGCCACGUGGUCGGGUGUGAUUCUGACGCUAGGGGUGCUUCGCCUUGUGUUUCACUGGUACCCCCAGUGGCUACUGUACGCCACUCACACCCCCUGCACCCUCGAUGUCGCUACUAAACUGCUUGUGGUGGACAAUUAUAUGGGGAGAUUCAAGACGUAUUUCGUAAAGGAGGUGAAGACAAUUUCAACACACACCGUGAGAUUGAGCACAGUCGGGGCGGCUGAGACGCCCUCGAGUCUGUCCGACGUCAAUGACGGAGUUCGCGCUCAGCUAAACAACGGCUCCACCAAAGACAUCCAGGAAUGUAGAGCCGUGUGGAUCAAGAAACUGUGCUACAUCUGGGACGAAGAUCGAUCCGAGUUCGUCAAGUUGGUCGGCUUGGACAAGGGUCUUACUAAGGCAGAACUCCACAAGUACUCGGGAUUCAACGAGUACCAGCAACAGAAGAGACAAAUCAUUUACGGCUUUAACGACAUUCCAGUGGAGGUGCAAAGUCUCUGGAAAUUGCUUCUCCUGGAAGUCAUCAACCCGUUCUACAUCUUCCAGUUGUUCACACUGUGCGUGUGGGCCGCGGAAGGCUAUUACUACUACCUUAUUGCCAUCGUCCUUAUGACGUGUUUCGGCGUCUUUUCUACCAUCCUACAGACACGAAAGAAUCAGCAAAGUCUGCACGACACCGUUCACUCCUGCGACGUAGUGACCGUGUGGAGGGGCGGCGACAGGUAUGAGGAGAUUCCGACGACGAAGCUCGUACCCGGUGACGUCAUCACUAUCCCCACCCACGGCUGCAACAUGGAAUGCGACGCCUUGCUGUUAAGUGGGACCUGCAUUGUCAAUGAGAGCAUGCUAACAGGCGAGAGUGUGCCGGUAAAUAAGACGUCCCUUCCACGUCUCUCAGGCGUUCUUUACGACCCCAAGGAAGACAUAAACCACACGCUCUUCUGCGGCACCAAGGUAAUACAAACACGUUUCUAUGGAAACGAGAGAGUGCGCGCGGUGGUUCUGCGCACUGGGUUCCUCACCGCCAAGGGCAGUUUGGUGAGGUCAAUCUUGUACCCACCUCCCGCAGACUUCAAGUUCGACCAAGAUUCCUACAAGUUCAUUGGUAUCCUGGCCGCUAUAGCAGCCGUCGGAUUCGUAUAUACCCUCGUGCUCAAGAUUGGAAAGGCAGUGCCAGCUGGCGACGUGGCGAUAAAGGCCCUCGAUCUGAUAACAAUCGUCAUACCUCCGGCCCUGCCAGCGGCGCUGACAGUGGGCAAGCUGUACGCCCAGAACAGGCUGCAGGCCCGCAAGAUCUAUUGCAUCAACUCCAGGAUAAUCAACGUUGCUGGCUCCAUCAACUGCGUGUGCUUCGACAAGACGGGGACGCUCACGGAGGAUGGGCUGGACAUGUGGGGUGUUCUGCCAGUGGGAGAGCAGCGGUUUCAGGUGGUCGUCAAAGAUAUGAAACUUCUGAGCAGAGGACCGCUCCAGCUCGGCAUGGCCUCCUGCCACUCCCUCACGCUCAUUGACGGCGCACUGUCGGGAGAUCCCCUAGACGUAAAGAUGUUCGAGGCGACUGGUUGGAAGCUGGAGGAACCAGAGGUGGUUGAUCAGCAGAAGUACGAUUUGAUCGUCCCCACCAUCGUCAAAUGUCCAACAGCGAACGACCACCACGACGACGGGCUUCCGUCAGCGAUUUCGCUGCUCCAUCAGUUCCAGUUCUCGUCCACCCUACAGCGCAUGAGCGUGGUGACACGGGCCCUAGGGUCGCAGGACUUGGUGCUGUAUUGCAAAGGAUCACCCGAGAUGAUCGUUUCGCUGUCACGGCCCGAGACAGUGCCUGAGGACCUUAACAGCACGCUGGAGGAGUACACGGAGCAGGGCUACAGGGUCAUCGCCCUGGGCAGGCGCCCUCUGGCCGAGAGCAGCUACGGCAAAAUUCAGCGCAUGCGUCGCGAGGAGAUCGAGCAGGACUUGGAGUUCCUGGGUAUGAUCGUGUUGGAGAACAGGUUGAAACCGGAGACCGAGCCUGUGAUUGGUGUGCUGAAGGGGGCGCAGCUCAAGAUCAUCAUGAUAACGGGGGACAACAUCCUCACAGCCGUCAGCGUGGCUAAGGAGUGCGGCAUCAUCGCCCCUGGCGAGGCCGUGGUGACUGUGACAGCCGUUCCCGAGGUCAAGGGCACUCGCGCCAGGGUCUUCUACACCUCGCCGAAAGACCUGGUAGCUCCGGUAGCUAACGGACGACAUGACGUAGAGGCAGGGACAGGUCAGACGAGCUUCAAGCUGGCGCUGACAGGAAACACGUGGGCCAUUAUCAGAGACAGACUCCCGGAGCUGCUUCCACGCAUUUGCACCAGGGGAGCUGUGUUCGCGCGAAUGAGUUCCGACCAGAAACAGCAGCUGGUACAAGAACUACAGUCACUAGGCUACUACGUGGCAAUGUGUGGCGACGGAGCGAACGACUGUGGCGCACUGAAGGCGGCGCACGCCGGAAUUUCACUCUCCGAAGCAGAAUCGUCCGUGGCGUCUCCGUUCACGUCCCGGGAGGCGAACAUCUCGUGCGUCCCCAGGGUGAUCCGCGAGGGACGGGCGGCCCUGUCGACGUCAUCAGGGAUCUUCAAGUUCAUGGUGGCGUAUUCGCUGACCGAGUUCCUCUCCUGCAUCAUUCUGUACUCCGUGGAGAGCAAUCUCACGGACCUGCAGUUCCUCUUCAUCGACAUUUGCCUCAUCGUCAACUUUGUCUUCUUCUUCGGCAAGUCCGAGGCUUACGACGGGCCCCUGGUCAAGGACCCGCCCCUCACGAGCCUCCUCUCCUUCAUCCCGCUGGCGUCCAUCGCGCUGCACGUGGUCGUAGUAGCGGCCGUCGAGAUCUGUGCCUUCUUCUGGGUCAGGGACUUCCCCUGGUAUUCGCAGUACACGAAAGACCCGGACAGUUACGAGUGUUACGAGAACUACGCCGUGUACUCUGUUUCCCUCUUCCAGUACAUUGCAGCGGCCGUGACGUUCUCGCAGGGCAAGCCCUACAGGAAGGGAAUCCACACAAAUGUGGCCCUCGUGGCGUCUCUUGUCAUCAUGACCGUGAUCUGCGCGUACAAGACGUUGUACCCGGCGCAGUGGAUAUUGAACGUUAUGGCUUACAUCCAGCCACCAGUCUUCAACUUCAAGGUGAUCGUGCUUUGUCUGGCAGUCAUCCAUUUCCUGACGGUCAUGUUCACUGAGGAUUUCGUCGUAAACUACGUCCUGGCUAAGGUCGUCAGGCCUAGGUGGAGGAAGCUGACGGGUUUUGGUGCAGAGGGAAAGAAGUAUCUCGCCGUAGACAAAGAGCUCGCGACCGAGAAAUGGCCGCCUGUCACCUCUCAACUUCCGAUCAAACUCAACGCUUCGGUCACUGAAAUACGAGAACCGCCACAAACCGUCGAGAUUCACAUGAAAGCCCAAGGCGGACCAGACGUUCCUCUGGUCCGCCGUCAGAUUUGCGACCAGGCUUUGUAAGUGAAGUCUCAUCCCGUGGGAAGGGAAGGCUCACGAUGGAGGAUAAACGUUAACACGCUAAUAGCCUAAUGACAAAUUUAACGAAUCGUUGCAUCAGUCAUAAUGCUGUGACGAUUAGUUAAUUAAUUUAAUUAGGAACAUAUUUUUUUAGCACCUUGUACUUAAAGUUGUAUUACCUUCGAUGCGGUCAAUUCUUGUGACAUAAGCGCGCCUUUACAAAGUGUACCUUUCAAAAAACAUUGUGUUGUACAAACACUUGUUGUGUUUUCGUUCACAAGACUGAACACUUGCGAGAUGAAGUUGAAGCUUCACAAAGCAGGAAAAAAAUGUUCAACACUAAAAAAUUCAUCCAUGGUCAAUACACGUAACGGAAUAUAAUAUAUGCAUUAGACUAAUAUAGAACAGCCAGUCUGUGUCCUAUGACGUGUUCACACAUUGAACUAUGAAGCAUAAAUAUUAACAACUUAAAAUUAGACUUUGGGAUCGCUGAUGUCUUCUUAGGGACUGAUAUUUCUUUUCGUGCCCCGUAACAAUUUUAAAUCUCUGGCGCAUGCGCAUUGUUACUUGUAAUUACAGCAAAACUCGCCGUUCAUCUCAAAAUCUUACAAACAUUUACGCAGUUUAAAAUAUUAAUAAGCCUGAUUUUGUGAGGACUUCCCCCUUCUGCCCUCGGAGCAGCGAAGUAUUGACAGAUAAAACAAGACUUAUUUAUGAAUCUUGUAUUAUCGAACUAAUCAGUAUUCAGACCGCAUGCUAAAUAUGCAGGAUUAAUAUUUACGGAGUUAAAACGAACUCUGUUGCAUAUCUGCUUUCAUUAUUUGCUCAUUUAAAGUUCGGGUGACUGACUAUAUUGUGACGUAGGUUACCUUUCGUGAGAACGUGUUUUCCUCUGCCCUAUAUUUUUAAAUUUUAGAAGUCUACGAUAAAAUUUAAAGUUGACGAAGAAAGGAAAAUGUACGAUACUCGCUCGUUCCUGUGUCGGCAUUGCUGUCUCCGUCUUAGAUCGCCGGAGUUGAACCGCGCGAUUCUGACCUUAAACAACAAAAACGUAUUCCAAAAAUUUACAGUUACUUCUGAAGUUAAAAAAAAAAAAAAAAAAAAAUGAAAUGAAAUGUAAGAACGAGAAAUCUUUUAUCAGACUUAAGAAUCUGAAUUUUCCUACGCUUUUCCGCAGGUUUUACGCCGUCUGAUUUCGUUUCGUGAGAGUGGUUGACGUGUCCUGCACUUGAUUUAGGCAAGUCGCCUAAAACAGCGCUGCAGAUUAUGAUAUUAACCGGAUGUGCCUACAUUUUUAAAGAAAAUGCAGUUUGUUCUUAACACAUCUGCCCUAUGUACCGAUGGAAUAAGCCAUCUUUAUUAUAAUUGUGUAUUACAUUUUAUUGCUUGUAAUGUGUAUGUCUGUAAAAUUAUAAGAACGGGUUGAAGGUAUGUAUAUAUACAAAGGUAUUGUUGCCUGCGUAAACUGCUCAAGAUUCAACCAUUGUUGUGGACUCAGGUUCUGCUAGACAUUAAAAGCGCUGUGCUUUUGUUCCAGAACCGUGUCCAUUUGAAGUGACCAUAAACUUUUUAAGGUGUACAUUGCACGAUAAUACAUAUGUUUUAUUUUUCAACAAUAAAAUUUUAUCACGUACAGAAAAAUA
This is a messenger RNA of Zootermopsis nevadensis, 5466 nucleotides long. Its product is annotated as polyamine-transporting ATPase 13A3. Gene Ontology annotation, molecular function: ATP hydrolysis activity; ATP binding; ATPase-coupled monoatomic cation transmembrane transporter activity. The record is from RefSeq and is a predicted model, not a curated record. Gene Ontology annotation, biological process: polyamine transmembrane transport; intracellular calcium ion homeostasis. Lineage: Eukaryota; Metazoa; Arthropoda; Insecta; Blattodea; Termopsidae. Gene Ontology annotation, cellular component: membrane.